Molecule: messenger RNA, 889 nt
Organism: Jatropha curcas
Lineage: Eukaryota; Viridiplantae; Streptophyta; Magnoliopsida; Malpighiales; Euphorbiaceae
Product: FAM210B-like protein
Cellular component (GO): chloroplast
Source: RefSeq, a predicted model, not a curated record
AAUAAUGUGUACUUUUUUUGGAUACAACAAAAUAAAUUAGCUAUUCAAUGAGGAAUGAAAUGUGUAGUUGGCAGGAUAAGCGUAAUUAAGAGUUGUGAGGUUAUUAUUGUCAUAGAAGUCCUAUUUCUUUUCCUUUCAUUUCAUGAACUUUGUUGCUUGGUUUUAAAGAUAAAACUGUUCCUUUCCAAGUUAAAAAUUGAUAAUUGGGAAGAUGUAUGUUUAGGCAUAGACAGUACCUAUUUUGCUAAUUAAUAUCAAUGGCAACAACCGUACAUUUCUCUCCUUUCUUUUGUGCUGCUUUCUCGAGCAACAAAAACUUGAACAAGUGCUGUUUUGGUUCUGUUGAAGCACGCAAAUCUAGUUUCAGAAGCUUCAAGGCGAGAGCCAUUAAAGAGAAAACAGAAGAGAGGAAAAAUCCACAAUCAUCAUCUUCUUCUUCAGCUGAAGAAAUUGCCAAAAAGUAUGGUCUGGAAGCUGGUCUGUGGAAGAUAUUCAGCACAAAAGAGGAACAAGAUGGAGAGGAAAAGAAAUCAAAGGGUGAGCAAGCAAAGGAGCUGCUAGCAAAAUAUGGAGGAGCAUACCUGGCCACAUCAAUUACUCUCUCCUUAAUCUCCUUUUCUCUCUGUUAUGCACUCAUUAGCGCAGGCAUUGAUGUCCAAGCUUUGCUGCAAAAGGUGGGAAUUUCAACUGACGAGGCUGGGGAGAAAGUUGGGACCUUUGCUUUGGCGUAUGCUGCGCAUAAGGCUGCAUCUCCAAUUAGGUUUCCUCCAACUGUAGCUCUCACUCCCGUUGUUGCUUCUUGGAUUGGAAAGAAAGUUGAUCAAGACAAGUAACUCACCUUCAAGUUACUUUUUUUUUUUUUUUUUUUUUUUUUUUUUUUUUUUUUUUU